AAAAGGGAGAAAAUGCUGUCCCAAUAAGUGCAUAUUUAUAUCCACUUACCAAACUAGACAGUAAGGCUUCUAAACUUGUUAGAGAGAUCAGUGCUGUUCUUGUUAAUGAAACAGAAAAUUAUUUGGAGGAUCUGUAUAAACUGGAUGUGAAAUGCAAUGAUCUUCUGAGAUCACAAGCAGUUAAUAAAUUUCAUGGAAUUGAAGCAGAAAUUCAGGAAUUUAAAUCUUUAUUGGCUACUUACAAACUGGCAUUUCAGAAAGAGGUAGCAAAGAUUCUUCCAAGUAUCAGAGGUGGAAAUAAAGAGGAGAGUGAGUUAGCAAAUAUGUUGAAAAAAAGGGAUUUCUCUCCAUUUCGAAAUGAAGCUCUCAGCAGAUGGAUGGCAACAAAAGAAAGCCAAGUAAAAAUACUUUUGCAAUGCACGUCCUCUCUUCAGCAGAUUGAGUUUGUAUCAGAGCCAGGCGACUUACAGUCAAAGGUUAUGAGUCCUCAUCAUUCACAAGUUCUGUGUUUUUCAAUUUUGAUCCCUAAAUCUGAUUCACAUUUGAUAAACAUGUCAAAAUACACGAAAGAAGAGACUCUUGAUAGUGAUUUGGACUUCACAGCUGGAAAUGCUACAAUCCCACUUAACAUAAAAGAAAAUGAAAGUUCAAUGAUGGAAAAGGCAAGAUAUUUCACAGACUUCUUUGAUAAUAAAGAGAACACUGAUGUUAGCUUCCUUGUUGCAGAGGACGUUUCUGAUUCAAAUGAAUUCCAAGCUAAGACAAAGUACUAUAAUAAUGGUAGACUCCUCAAUGAAGACUUUGCAAUACCUUCUACCCCAAGGAAAGUAAAUGUAAACAAUAUUGCUACUACACAUGAGAGCAUUUUGGUUCAGUGGGAAAAACCCCUUCAUGGUGCAUCAAACAUCGACCAGUACAAGAUUGUCUGUGAAGACACUACUGGAAAUAAUCCACCCAUUAUUCAGCAUGCAGAUUCUAAUGUUGCAAGUCAUCACAUUCAGGGUCUCAGUCCUGGCUGUGAGUAUGGCGUUAGCAUUCAAAGUGUUUGCCAACUUGGAGUUAGUGUUAAGGGCCAAAUAAGGGGUGCUGUUAAAACAAGGCCAACUAGUCCACCUGGGAAACCUUAGGCCUGGCAGAUAUCUUCUUCAGAAAUAGAGAUUAAGCGGUCAAAGCCGCUUCACAUUGGUUCUCAGUGCACAAGAAUCAAAUAUUUACUUAAGCAACAAGAAGAAGGGUCUGACUGGAAAGUAGUAAGUACAUUGACAUUUGAAAAUCAAUCAGUUAAGAUGUGUGUGCAUCCAAAUGUUACCUAUAGGUUCAAGGUUUAUUGUGAGAGUGAACACUGUGGCAAGAGUCUUGAUAGUGAAUUAAGCAAUGAUUUGAAGAUAGAAAUGAAGGAAGAUGAAGUCUAAAAAUUUGAUUUAUGUAGACAAUCAGUGAAAAUAAGGGAUGGUAAUAUCAAGAUAUAUAAGCCAAAUCUAAAACAUGUUGCAUCUCACAAGAAAUAUAAACUUCAGAAAUAUGAAUUUGGAAAUGAGAAAGAUGCCAUGCCAGAAAAGGUCAUCAUGCUUGUUGGUUCUACUGGAUCAGGUAAAACCACUUCAAUCAAUGGACUAAUUAACUAUGUAUUUGCUGUUAAAUGGGAGGAUAACUUUCGUUUCAAAUUGAUCACCGAGCCAGAAAGCGACAACCAAGCAAAACGCCAAACUAGUGAAGUAUCAUCGUACACAAUACAUCACCAAGAAGGUUUUAGAAUACCUUAUUCCCUCACAAUCAUUGAUACACCAGGUUUUGGUGAUGUUCAAGGCAUAGGAAGAGAUCAGGAAAUUACAGAACAAAAACGCAAAUUUUUCACAACAAGAGGUGUAGGAGGUGUUGACAAAAUUGAUGCAGUUGGUUUUGUUGUUCAGUCAUCUCUUCCAAGACUUACUGCAAUGCAGAUAUACAUUUUUGAUCAAAUACUGUCACUCUUUGGAAAGGAUAUUGCUGAGAACAUAUUCCGGUUACUUACUUUUGCUGAUGGUCAAAAACCUCAAGUCCUUUGUGGCAUUAAAGAAGCAAAGAUACCACACAGCAAAAUCUUCAAAUUCAAUCAUUCUGCACUAUAUGCACGUUGCAAAGAACCAGAAAGGGAAGAACAAGAUAGUGAUGAAUUCGAAGACAGUACCAUGUUUUGGGAAAUGGGAGAGAAGAGUUUUAUGAAACUUGUAGAAAAUCUGAACUUAACUCAGAGUAGGAGCCUCACCCUAACUAAAGAGGUUCUUGAGGAACGCCAUCGUCUAGAAGUUUCAGUAACUGGCCUCCAGGUAGAUAUUCAGACUGGACUGCAUAAAUUAGAGAAGCUAAGGUGUGAAGUGGAAGUCCUCAAAGCGCAUGAGGCUGAUAUUGACAGGAACAAGAACUUCACCUACACAGUUAUUGAAGAGACCUUUGUGAAAGAGCCAAUUCCUGCCGGACAGUUUAUAACAAACUGUCUAGAGUGCCACCGGACUUGCCAUGAACACUGCCGAAUAGAGAAAGAUAAUGAAAAUCAGCGAUGCUGGGCGAUUACAGGAGAGAAUUGUCGUAUUUGCCCUGGUCGGUGUCAUUGGAAAAUACACAGAAAUAUCCCAUACAAAUAUAUUUGUAAGCAGGUUGAAGUAACAAAAAAUGCAGAGGACCUAAGGCGUCGAUAUGUAGAGGCAACGGAAAAGAAACUUUCUGCUGAACAACUUGUAAAAGAGGUAGAGGAAGAAUUUGAGGCAGUUCAAAUAAAGGAUCUGGGUAUGACCGAAACUGUGAGAAAAUGCCUCAAGAGACUGAAAGAAAUCGCACUAAAACCAAAUCCUCUCUCUACCGUGGAGUACAUAGACAUCCUGAUUGAGUCUGAGAAAUCACAAGCCCAACCAGGAUGGAAUGCUCGGGCCAAGUACCUGCAGGCUGUCAGGAAAACGGCGGAGGAAAUGAAGAAAAUCGCUGACGAAGGAUAUGACCCUUUCAUGGAGAUAAAGAAAAAGAUAGAAGAGGAGAAAAAACAAAUGAACAGUGGCAAUUGCUCUCAUCUCAUGAUUCCCUUUCGGUCUCAAGGCAUGAAGAGCCGUUGGGUUGAAGUCGAGGACUAUCUUAAUAAUAAUUUUAGUUAGAUUGGGACGGUUCUGUUGAGGAUAGACCCUACUGUUUUCUUUAUUUUCCAAUCACCAA
Macrobrachium nipponense is the source of this 3180-nucleotide messenger RNA. RefSeq lists its product as uncharacterized. NCBI's taxonomy places the organism in Eukaryota, Metazoa, Arthropoda, Malacostraca, Decapoda, Palaemonidae. The transcript has a single exon. The record is from RefSeq and is a predicted model, not a curated record. The coding region runs from base 1548 to 3122 and encodes 524 amino acids. Gene Ontology annotation, molecular function: GTP binding.